AUGCCACGGAAGAAGGUUCCGCUCGACCAGCGCCAGCGCUCCGUGGUAGCCUGCUUACCUUGCAAAGCGGCCAAGAUACGCUGCGAUGCCCAAACGCCAUGCGCCACUUGUUCGAAACGCGGCCGAGAGGGCGACUGCAUCUAUCCUGAUGCGCAGGAAAGCAGCGCUAAGCGUCGGCGAGCUUCGACUUUGACGCGGGAGGAGGCAAGCAGCCCGUUGAAGAAGCGCGCUUUGGCUGCCCGGCGGGAUGACGAAGCUGCAGCGGCCACCACGAAUGGGAGCACGACUGAGGCUUCUGUGAGUGAUGAACAUGGGCCGAAGAGUCGCAUGCUGCUUAGUUCGAAGCUGCAGAAAGUCUAUGUUGGCGAGACCGCAUCUCUGUCAUACUUGCAAUUCCUGAGACACGUCGUCAAGCAUCGCAUCGGGCCGUGCAGCUUCACAGAAGGCGACUUCAACGGCUUCAUGCUCGAGAACGACAUCUUGAACGGCAGUCCGGAUUCCACAGGCACGCUGGAGCACCAUGAUAGCCAGUCACUGGCACACGUAUAUCUGGAUGCCACUAGCGGGAUCCUCGACUUCUAUCCGAAUGCGGACGUCUUCACGUCUUUGGACGGGAGCGGCGCAUCGAUUGGUACAGCAGCGCACUGUUUCAUUCUGGCGAUUGGUGCUCAGUGCCGUGGUGGUGGUAAUGCCGACCUACAGCAUGCCUCUCUCCAAUUCGCACAAGGCCAGCAGCUGUCUUUCCAAGGCAUGCUCUGCGAUCCCAGCCUCGACAUGGUGCAGAACUUCCUGCAUAUGGCGUUCUAUAUGCUAGGCGCUUGCCAUCGGAACGCAGCGUUUAUGUAUCUCGGUGUUGCUGCACAAGCAGCUGGCGCUCUCGGUUUGCAUCGACCCGAUCAAUAUCGACAUCUUCCACCCGAAGAAUGCAGAGCGAGGAUCCAUACGUGGCACAGCGUCCGUGUUCUCGCGACCAUCGUGAACUCCAUCCUUGGAAGGUCGUGCAGCCUUCCGGGAAUGCUCCAGCCGUAUGAGCAAUUCCCCACGGACGAUGAAUACGUCGAUGUCGAUGCAGUUCUACCGCGUGCAUUGGCGCUCGAGUCAAUAUUCAAGCUUUGCCCAUUCAUGGACGAACUUGAAACGACGGUGUGCAAGCAAGACGCCGCCACCGCCGAGGAUUUCUUGCAACGCCUGCAACAGUGGAGUAAAGCGCUCCCAGCCGAAAUUCGCACUGGCAAUGAACCUGUCUCGAGUCCACAUGAUCGAGAGCGAUCUGUGGCGAGGCUACACGUUGGCUCUGUGUACUACUUCACCGUCAUCCUGGUCACACGACGCUUCCUCACACUCUACCUCUUGAACGAGAUUGAGAGACGGACAUCGCCCGAUCAGCAAAAGUCGAGACUGGACGACCGAACUUCGGCUCUAGCGCAUGUAUGCCUUGAUGCCGCCGUCAAUCUUGCGAGGGUCGCACACAACGCCAUGGCCACCAAUCAGAUGCUGGGCAAUAUGUGCUUACUAAAGGCUUGGAUCUUCGCGGCCGGCCUCCUCCUCGGUUUCUCUCUGUUCGCGCAGGGCCCUCUUUCCGAUGCCGAAACCGUAGACGCAUUCAACCAAAGCAAAGCCGUGCUCACCAAAAUCGCCGAACUCAGCUUGCAGGCCGGCCACUACCUCGAAAUCCUCUCCUCCCUCUCCGACGCCGUCGACCUCUUCCAGCGGAAAAUGACAAACGAGAGAAAGCGAAUGACAAGCCAAUACUUAGACCAAAGCUUCACAGUUCACAGCAAGGACCCAUCCAACAAGGAUCUCGCUACAGCGGCUAAUGUAUCGCCGGACGACGUUCUUGAUGAUCCGGGCGCCUUGUCUAGCAGCACGAUGGACUUUGGCACCAGCAAUUUCGGUCUGGACGAUAUGGUCACCGGGAACUAUGGGCUAAUGUUCUCUGAGGGAUUCCCUUGGCCGGCCGAUGACUUGAGUUUCGACUGGCAGAUCUCCGGGCUGUUCCCGACGUGA
Molecule: messenger RNA, 2007 nt
Organism: Neohortaea acidophila
Lineage: Eukaryota; Fungi; Ascomycota; Dothideomycetes; Mycosphaerellales; Teratosphaeriaceae
Exons: 5
Coding region: 1-2007 (668 amino acids)
Biological process (GO): DNA-templated transcription; positive regulation of transcription from RNA polymerase II promoter by galactose
Cellular component (GO): nucleus
Molecular function (GO): DNA-binding transcription factor activity, RNA polymerase II-specific; zinc ion binding; RNA polymerase II cis-regulatory region sequence-specific DNA binding
Source: RefSeq, a predicted model, not a curated record